AUGGCGGCAGCGUCGUAUGACCAGCUGCUGAGGCAGGUGGAGGUGUUAAAGAUGGAGAACUCCAACCUGAGACAGGAGCUGCAGGACAACUCCAACCAUCUGACCAAACUGGAGACUGAGGCCUCCAACAUGAAGGAAGUGCUGAAACAGCUGCAGGGCACCAUAGAAGAAGAGUCUGGAGAGGCGUCUGGAUCUCAGCUGGAGCUCAUCGAAAGACUGAAAGAGAUGAGCCUGGACUCUGCAGGUUUUAAGCCCAGGUCAAGGCCUCCUCUGCCCCCCUCGUCCUCCUCCAGCUCUGCCUCUUCUGGUUCUGGAGCUCCUGGAGGAGCAGCUGGAGGCUCUGGAGCUCCAGGCCCCCAAACGACCACAGCCUUCCCUAGGAGAGGGCUGCCGUCUGCUGGCAGAGACAGCCACGACCGCUGCCUGGAGGAGCUGGAAAAGGAGAGGUCUCUCCUAUUGGCUGAGCUGGAGAAGGAGGAGAAGGAGAAGGACUGGUACUACGCUCAGCUCCAGAAUCUCACCAAGAGGAUCGACAGUCUGCCUCUCACUGAAAACUUUACACUACAGACGGACAUGAGUCGUCGUCAGCUGGAGUUUGAGGCUCGUCAGAUCCGAUCAGCGAUGGAGGAGCAGCUGGGCUCCUGUCAGGAAAUGGAGAGGAGAGCUCAGGCUCGUGUGUCUCGAAUUCAGCAGAUAGAGAAAGACAUCCUGAGACUGGGAGCUCGACUGCAGGUGGAGGGAGCUCAGGGGGCGAGCGACAGCAGCGGAUUGGCUGGACCUCAGAGCUCCACUAGCCGAAUAGACCAUGAGCCGUCCAAUGAAACAAGCUACUCUGUGCCUCGACGAAUCACCAGUCACCUGGGAACCAAGGUAGAGAUGGUGUACAGUCUUCUGUCCAUGUUGGGGACUCAUGAUAAAGAUGACAUGUCACGUACACUUCUUGCCAUGUCAAGCUCGCAGGACUCGUGCAUCGCCAUGCGUCAAUCCGGCUGUCUGCCGCUGCUCAUCCAGCUGUUGCACGGCAACGACAAGGACUCCCUUUUGUUAGGCAAUUCCCGUGGUAGUAAGGAGGCUCGUGCGCGGGCGUCGGCAGCGCUGCACAACAUCGUCCAUAGUCAGCCGGACGAUAAACGAGGAAGGCGCGAGAUCAGAGUUCUCCACCUGUUGGAGCAGGUGCGUCAUUACUGCGAGGCAUGCUGGACCUGGCAGGAAAACCACGAAAGGGGCGUUGACCAGGAGGACAAUCCCAUGCCAUCUCCGGUGGAGCAUCAGAUCUGUCCAGCCGUGUGCGUCCUUAUGAAACUUUCCUUCGAUGAAGAACAUCGACACGCCAUGAAUGAACUCGGCGGUCUGCAGGCAGUGGCAGAGCUGCUGCAGGUGGACUGUGAAAUGUUCGGUCUGAGCAGCGAUCAUUACAGCGUCACUCUGCGGCGGUACGCCGGCAUGGCGCUCACCAACCUCACCUUCGGAGAUGUGGCCAAUAAGGCCACGCUGUGCUCUAUGAAGGGCUGCAUGAGAGCGAUGGUCGCCCAGCUGAAGUCUGAGAGUGAAGACCUGCAGCAGGUGAUAGCGAGUGUUUUGAGAAACUUGUCGUGGCGUGCUGAUGUCAACAGUAAGAAGACGCUGCGUGAGGUCGGCAGUGUGCGAGCGCUGAUGGGCUGCGCCCUUGAAGUCCAGAAGGAGUCGACUCUGAAGUCCGUACUCAGUGCACUCUGGAACCUGUCUGCUCACUGUACGGAGAACAAGGCAGAUAUCUGUGCGGUGGACGGAGCUCUGGCGUUUCUGGUUGGAACUCUCACUCAUUGCAGCCACACCAACACGCUUGCUAUCAUUGAGAGUGGCGGCGGAAUCCUGCGCAAUGUGUCCAGCCUCAUCGCCACCAACGAGGCGCACAGGCAGAUCCUGCGUGAGCACGGUUGCCUGCCGACUCUGCUGCAGCAUCUAAAGUCUCACAGUCUCACCAUUGUGUCCAACGCCUGUGGGACGCUCUGGAACCUGUCAGCUCGAGACGCCAAAGACCAGGAGGCAUUAUGGGAGCUAGGUGCUGUGGGCAUGCUGCGUAACCUCAUUCAUUCCCGCCACAAGAUGAUUGCCAUGGGCAGCGCCGCCGCCCUGCGCAACCUGAUGGCCAACCGCCCGGCGCGCUACAAGGACGCCAGUGUGGUGUCACCUGGCGCCGGCGCCCCGUCGCUGCACGCCCGCAAACAGAAGGCAUUAUUUGAGGAGCUGGAUGCACAGCAGCUGUCAGAGACUUUUGACAACAUUGACAACCUGAGCCCCAAGGCGGCACACAGGAAGGGGAGGGGCUGUAACGGUACCGGAGGAGGAGGGAGCACGACGCGCUCAUACGCCAACACGCCAGUGCUGUCAAGCCCAAAGAACGGAGAUGGAUCAAAGAGGACGGGGGAGGAGGCAGCGUACCCUCGCCCAGUGUUCCCGCCCAGCGUCCGAGCGUCCAGCGACAGCCUCAACAGUGUGACGAGCGCUGACGGCUACGGCAACCGUGGCAAGACCAAACCGUCAUCAGAGCCGUUCUACUCAUCGGAUGAGAGCGGAGCCAACAAGUGCUGCGUCUACAGGAAGUACCCAGCCGACCUGGCUCACAAGAUUCGCAGUGCCAACCACAUGGCGGACGACGACGGAGCAGAGCUGGACACACCCAUCAACUACAGCCUAAAGUACUCUGACGAACAGCUGAAUUCUGGGAGACAGAGUCCAAGUCACCGUGGUGGCAUCGAGAGUGAUGACGACGAUGGACAGGACGCUAGGCUGAGGAGGAGGAACGAUGGCAGUGAAUCAGCCGCCAGCAGCAGCCGCAUGGCAUCUGUCCCGCCGCCACGCUACGUCGUCGUCACGGCAACAUCAAACUACAGCGGUGACUCAACAGGCGAGCAGCCAAUCGACUACAGCCUGAAGUACGGUGCUGACGCUGCCCGCAAACCACUGUUCAAGUCAGAAGAGACUGCUGCCCCCUCCCUUACCCCUCCUCCAUCCACCUCCGCUAGUAAUCUCCGCCCCCCUCCUCCUCCAGCCAAUAGGGCGGUGCCAAAAAGCAACCAGGAGUCAACGCAGACAUACUGUGUGGAAGACACACCCAUCUGUUUCUCCAGAGGCAGCUCGCUGUCAUCACUGUCAUCAGAGGAGGAGGAAGAGGAGGACGGUGAUGUCAUUGGGAGAAAGAGGAGGGGCGGGAGUGUCGUCAGUGGCGGCGGCAGCAGCAACGACUACCCGACACUUCCUGUCAGUGAGAAAGAUGCGCAUGAGCAGCAGCAGCAGCGGCAGCAGAAGGAGGCGGAGAGCCAGACCGCUGCCACUCCUUCCACACGGGGGCGACGAGGUCACCAUCACCACCAUGGCCACGCCCACCACCACCAUCACCACCACCAUGUAACAUCUUCAUCUGGCGCCAGGACUCCUAAAAGCCCACCGGAGCAGCCGUACGCUCAGGAGACGCCGCUGAUGUUCAGCCGCUGCACGUCCGUAAGCUCCCUGGACAGCUUCUCCACCUCCUCCAUCGCCAGCUCUGUGCGCUCCAGCGAGCCUUGCAGCGGCGUGCCAAGCGGUGUGGUCAGCCCUAGCGACCUGCCCGACAGCCCGGGGCAAACCAUGCCACCGAGCCGUGCCAAGACGCCACCACUGCAACCGCCGACGCAGAAGACCGAGGAGGAAACGGCCAAGAAGAAGGAUGAGGAGGAGAGCAGCGCUGACGUCCUCCUGCACUUCGCCACCGAGAGCACGCCGCACGGCUUCUCCCGGGCCUCCAGCCUGAGUGCACUAAGUCUGGACGAGCCGUACAUCGCAGCAGAGAUGAAGAAGAAGACAGAGGAGGAAGAGGGAGGGAAUGAGGAAAGGAAGGAGGAUGAGGCGGCCAAACCGAUCCUCGACGAGUCAGACGACGACGACGACAUCGAGAUCCUGGAGGCUUGCAUCAACAUGGCCAUGCCCAAGUCGUCACGGAAACCAAAGAAACAGCAGCAAGCAGCACCACGUAAACCCAGCCAGCUUCCUGUCUACAAGCUCCUCCCACCUCAAAGCCGCACCCAGUCACAACAGAGGAAGGACAUGCCGCCGCCGCCGCCAGAGGAAGUGCCAAGAGUUUACUGUGUGGAGGGAACGCCACUCAACUUCUCCACUGCCACCUCGCUCAGUGACCUCACCAUCGACUCUCCGCCCAAUGAGGAGACAUCAGCAGCUGUCAUACCUGUAGCGCCGCCGACCUCUACCCAAAGGAGGCGAGCAGGACUUCCUGAGGGCGAGAACGGUGACGACAUCCUUGCCGAGUGCAUCAGCGCCGCAAUGCCCAAAGCCAAACCCAGAAAACCAAUCAGAGUGGCAGCGAACAGUGAGCACCUCCCAGCCCCGCCCCUUGCCCCUCCUCUUCCUCCUCCGGCCCCACCUCCUCUUGGCUCUCAGCAGCAGCAGAAGAAAAAGCCGACGUCGCCAGUGAAGCCAAUGCCCCAGCGGGCAGCGUAUGGCGUCGUCACAGCAACAGCUACCAAAGCAAAACCAGGGUUUGCCUUCGACUCGCCGCGACACUACACCCCCAUCGAGGGAACGCCAUGCUGCUUCUCACGCAAUGACUCGCUGAGCUCACUCGACUUUGACGAAGACGAUGGCGGCGGCGAGAAGGAUGAAGAGGAAAAGAAAACAAAAGAAGAAGAAGGCAGGAAGAGGAAGCAGCAGACGGCGGCCGUUUUCCCUCGGACGAAACCCACGACAAAUCAGACGGCAACGGACGAGAAGCAGAAGUUUGCCAUCGAGGACACGCCCGUCUGCUUCUCCAGAAACUCGUCACUGAGCUCGCUGAGUGACAUCGACCAGGAGAACAACAACAAGGAGUUCGCCCCGCCGCCUGAGCAGCAAGAUGGAGGCAAAGCAGGAACAAAGUCUCCUCCUCCUGCGCAGGUGGAUUCAAAGCCCCGUCCCCCUGCAGCCAGCGGCUAUGCCCCCAAAGCCUUCCACGUGGAGGACACACCCGUUUGCUUCUCCAGGAACUCGUCGCUCAGUUCGCUCAGCAUCGACUCUGAGGACGACCUGCUGCAGGAGUGUAUUAGCUCCGCCAUGCCCAAGAAGAAAAAGAAAGCUUCUGCAGCUGCCGCCCCUGCCGCCGCUGCCACGCCGCUUCCUGUUCCCAAAGCCGAUGACAGCAUUCUGGCCGAGGAGGAUCCUUCAGAUGCACCAAGAAGCCCUGCCUCCCCUGACUCAGAAUCAUUUGAUUGGAAGGCAAUCCAAGAAGGUGCCAACUCGAUUGUCAGCAGCCUUAACGCCGCCGCCGCUGCCUCGUCCUUGUCCCGCCAACCGUCAUCAGAUUCAGACUCCGUCCUCUCUCUAAAGUCUGUUGGCUCACCAUUCCGCCUGCCGACAGCCAAUAACAAUGCAGAAGAAGAAGAGGCGGAGGAGAAGGAGGAGGUGAAGCGGGGAGCGAGGAUCCUGAAGCCGGGAGAGCGCAGUACACUGGAGGCCAAGAAGAAAAAGGAGGAGGAAGAGGAAGAGGAGGAGGAAGUGAAGGCGGUGAGAGGCGGUAAGAAGGUGUAUAGGAGUCUGAUCACAGGUAAGCCGAGGGCAGAGCCAGCAGCCAGGGGGCGGAGCAAACCCAGAGCAGCAGCUGUGGCCAAAGCUCCAGGCAGCAGCGACGACAGAGGAGGCGGGUCAUCUCGGGACUCCACGCCAUCUCGCUCCUCCACAGCAGCCAGUCAGAAAGGAGGGAAGCUUUCACAGCUGCCGCGCACCGCGUCUCCAGGAAGUGCAUCAUCAUCAUCAGCCUCCAGACCAGCCAAACAGAGCAUGGCGGCGAGGACCAGUGGUGGCAUCCCGAGGAGUGAGUCAGCAUCGAGGGUUGGCGGCUCCACAGCAGCAAAGAAGCAGAAGGCGGAGCCUGAGAAGCCGACGCUCGUCCGACAGUCAACUUUCAUCAAAGAAGCUCCCAGUCCAACGCUGAAGAGGAAGCUGGAGGAGUCCGCCGCAGCAGCUGCAGCAGCGGCGGCGUUAGAGUCACCGUCCAGUCCUGAUACAUCACUGCCACCAACAUCCAGGAGACAUGACAUCAACCGCUCACACUCUGAGAGCCCCUCACGCCCACAGGAAGUGACAUCAACGCGGUUCAGCCGCACUGGCACCUGGAAGCGGGAAAACAGUGGAGGCGGAGGCGGAGGGAGCGGUGGGAAACACUCAACAUCGUUACCACGCGUGGGGACGUGGAAACGGACAGGAAGCUCAUCGUCGGUGCUGUCAGCAUCGUCGGAGUCCAGCGAGAAGGGCCGGAGUGAGGAGGAGGGUGCUGCGAGGUCGAAGGGGACAUGGAGAAAGGCGAAGAGCGGCGGUGGCUCAUCAGCUGGCCGCAGCUUCACCGACAAAUCAGAGGACGUGUGGGUUCGUCUCGAGGACUGUCCCGUCAACAACCCACGCUCAUCCUCUUCCUGUUCAGCCCGCUCUCCCACUGCCGCCAAUGCCCCACCCAUCAUCGACAGCCCCGCCCCCUCCAAGAUCCCCUCCUCCUCUUCUUCCUCCUCUUCCAACCUCAACCUGCGUCGCAGCUGCGAAAGCCUAGACGAAAAGCCGCCGCCGCCGCCACCCGAACGCCAACAACCCCAACAACCGCAGCAGCGUGGUCAGCAGCGAAGUGGCGCCGUGGCAGCGCGAGUCAGCCCUUUCAACUACACGCCGAGCCCAAGGAAGAGCAAUGCUGAUGUCACCACCACUGCCACGCCAACCAACACGACAUCAUCAUCGACCCCCACACGACCUUCACUCAUCCCCACCCCCGUCACCAAAAAACGGGAGCCAAAGGGCGGAGAAGGUGGCAGCAGCAGCAGCGGCGGUGGUGGCGGCAGCGGCGGCGAGCGUGGCUCGUACAUCGUGACGUCAGUGUGAAAAAUCUGGACACAAAAUGGCUGCCACAGUUGGGACAGUUGACAAAAUGGAGAAAAUGUAAAUAUGAAGAGAGAAAAGUGUUGUUUGUGAACUCAACUGUACAGGAAGUGAGUCUGUAUUUAAGUGCCCCACCCCCUCAGUUCCCUCUUCUCCCUUCAUUGGCUCCUCUAACCUGUCAGUCAAGCUUCUUUAUUCAAUGAGAGAAAACUUUAAAAAAGAACUUUUUAUGUUUUUAUACCACUAAAAUGAUGUGUAGCGCUUAGCUCCGACCCUCUGCCUGUGUCCCUGCAUGGCCCCACCCCCACCCUUAACAAUGACAGUUACCAUGGUGACGUAACGAUGAUGAUGAUGAUGAUGAUGCGAUAAAGAUGAUGUUUCUGCUAGCUGUAGCGUCUGAGCUGAUUCUGCUCUUUUGGAAGUUUUCAUGUUCUUCUGAAUGGAGUUUGGUUCUGCAAAAAACAAUAUUUUUCUCUCAUUAGCAAUUAAAGUAUUUUUACACAUGUGGAAACAGUUUGGAGUCUGAAACUGAAGAGCUGAACAGGUCUAAUGCAACUUUUGAUUCAGUUUGAUCUGACAAAAACGAACCUCAAUUGGUUUUAAACUUUUUUUGGCAAAUUCUUUUAAAAAAUCUAAGAAUUUUCACAUAGGAAAAGAAUCCAACAUAAUCCAAAAUGUCCACAUUUUUUUCGGGAUCCUUCUCACCUGAAACCAACUGUUGUUCUUUUUUAAUUUUACUAACUGAAUCUGGUUUCCAAACCUCCAGAAUUGAGGUAGUUUAAUAAACAGAUCUGUUGUUUUUCUGGACAGAAGAGAGAGUUUUUGAAACCCGGUAAAUGUUUGGAGUUACAGUUGAGAGAUGCAUUUGAAACAUUAAGAUUAAAAUGUUUUUGGAUGUAGAAAUUUUUUUUUUUCAGAACCUCACUCUUAACUCACUCAAACUGCUUUUAUUCCAGGGAGGGAAGUUUGCUGCCGACUGAACUGUAAAAAUUUAAACCUGAAACACUUUGAAAAGCUCAUAAGCUCGUUUGAGGAAAAGUUUGAGUUGAUUCUUGAAUUUCCUACUGAUUUUUGAGGAUUUUUUUUUCCUUGAGAAAUCGUCUGUUGGCUGAAAACUUCCUGCUCUGUGUCGCCUUGGAAACAAAAUAACACUGUAAAACGUAAGUUAUUGCUGUAAAACCUUAAAACCUUUUAACUUUGAAGCACAUAAUGUAAAACAAAAUUACUUUUGCCAAAAAGUUUCCACAGUUUUAUUCAUGGCUGUAAGUUGAUUUUCACUGUUUUUAUGUUGUUGCUGGAGGAAGAAAAGGCAAGAACUUCUUGGUGAAAUGUUAAAUCGUUAACAAACAAUAAAAUUCAACAUUUUAGGU
Molecule: messenger RNA, 8237 nt
Organism: Xiphias gladius (swordfish)
Lineage: Eukaryota; Metazoa; Chordata; Actinopteri; Istiophoriformes; Xiphiidae
Gene: apc
Product: APC regulator of WNT signaling pathway
Exons: 16
Coding region: 1-6870 (2289 amino acids)
Biological process (GO): regulation of cell differentiation; negative regulation of microtubule depolymerization; pattern specification process
Cellular component (GO): cytoplasmic microtubule; catenin complex; beta-catenin destruction complex
Molecular function (GO): gamma-catenin binding; microtubule binding; beta-catenin binding
Source: RefSeq, a predicted model, not a curated record